Molecule: messenger RNA, 627 nt
Organism: Cryptosporidium muris RN66
Lineage: Eukaryota; Apicomplexa; Conoidasida; Eucoccidiorida; Cryptosporidiidae
Product: thymidylate kinase family protein
Exons: 4
Coding region: 1-627 (208 amino acids)
Biological process (GO): dTDP biosynthetic process; dTTP biosynthetic process; dUDP biosynthetic process
Cellular component (GO): cytosol; mitochondrion; nucleus
Molecular function (GO): dTMP kinase activity; ATP binding
Source: RefSeq, a predicted model, not a curated record
AUGAGACGAGGUGCCCUUAUUGUCUUCGAAGGCACUGAUAGAUCUGGCAAAACUCUUCAAUCAAAUAAACUUGCAGAGAAAUUUAAAAAUGAAAAUAUAAAUUGUAUACUAAUAGGAUUUCCUGACCGAAGUACAAAUAUAGGGUAUUUGCUAGAUUUAUAUUUAAGAAAUUGUGAAAAUAUGAGACCAGAAGUCUCGCAUCUAUUGUUUAGUGCUAACAGAUGGGAAUACUUUGAAAAAAUAAAAACAUAUUUAGAAAGUGGUGUUACAGUUAUUUGUGAUAGAUAUGCAUUUUCAGGAGUAGCUUAUUCUGUAGGAGCUCUUAAGAAAGAUAUAGAAUGGUGUAUGAUGCCAGAAAAAGGUUUAAUUUCUCCAGAUAUAGUUUUCUUCCUAGAUGCGGAUGUUCAAAUACGAGUUGACCGCAGUGGAUUUGGCGAUGAACGUUAUGAUACUGAAAGUACCCAGAAUAGUGUUUCGACCAUAUAUUCACAAUUCAAAAAAUAUGACUAUUGGAAAGUAAUUGAUGCUUCAAAAGAUCCAAAUGAUGUAUUUGAAAAUAUAUAUAACUUUGCUAAACAAGCUCUUUGUAAAGCUGAAAAUAGCCAUGUAAAAUAUUUAUGGUCAUAA